AUGCAAGCAGUCGUCUUCAAAGGGCCUUUCACGGUGGCGGUGGAGCAGCGGCCGAUUCCAAGAAUCCAACAUCCAAAUGAUGCCAUCGUCAAGGUGCAAUAUACAGCGUUGUGUGGCAGUGAGCUUCAUGUCUAUCGAGGCCAUCAGAAGUCAGAAACAGACUUCAUUAUGGGCCAUGAGUUCAUCGGCGAGAUACACGAAGCUGGCCCCGGACUGCAGGACAUCAAGAAAGGAGACUGUGUCAUAGCACCUUUUGCAAUCAACUGUGGGUCAUGUUUCUAUUGCAAGAGAGGCAUGAGCUCCCGCUGUGUCCAUUCAAGUCUUUUCGGGCCACCGGCUCUCGAUGGAGGCCAGGCCGAGUUUGUUCGAGUGCCUUUAGCAGACUCAUCGCUUGUCCAUGCCCCUAAUGGCAUAGAUAAAAAGAAGCUCGUAUUAAUGGCUGACAUCUUCCCAACGGGCUAUUUUGCUGCAUUGAAUGCCUUUAAAGGUUUACCAACUUCUACAGUUGAGGAGAGCUUGGUACUGAUCUUUGGCUGCGGACCUGUUGGUCUAUUUGCACUUAUAAGUGCUCGGAGCUACAGGCCAAAGCAUCUAAUUGCUGUAGACAAGGUUCCUUCGCGGCUUCAAAUGGCAAGAGCCCUAGGAGCCGAGACCUGGAACUUGGAAGAUGGUGACAUACCUUUAAAAGAAAGGGUAAUGAAACUAACAGACGGACGUGGCGCUGAUAUUGUCAUUGAGGUCGUCGGCCAUGCUGACGCAUUGAGAAUGGGGUUUGACCUCCUGCGCCCUUUCGGCCGUAUUUCUAGUGUGGGGAUACAUAACGAAAACAUUCCAUGGACCGGGAAUGAAGGCUACGGGAAGAAUCUGUCGAUUCAAAUGGGCCGUUGCCCUGUUCGAAGUGGGUUUUCCGAUUUUACCCCGAAGAGGCUCAAUACCGAGCUGAAAUUGACGACAAAUCUCACAGGUAUUUUUAAGGAUGCAUUGGAAAUGUUUAUCGAGAAUCAAGCAGACUUUGACUUCAUGACUACGGAUGUGCGACCUUUGUCACAAGCCAAAGAGAGCUUUGAUGACUUUGACAAGAUGAGAUCACAAAAGAUAAUUCUUGUACCUGGCAAAUAA
Messenger RNA from Fusarium mangiferae, 1119 nucleotides. RefSeq names its product putative zinc-containing alcohol dehydrogenase. The transcript has 4 exons. Bases 1 to 1119 code for a protein of 372 amino acids. The record is from RefSeq and is a predicted model, not a curated record. Lineage: Eukaryota; Fungi; Ascomycota; Sordariomycetes; Hypocreales; Nectriaceae.